AUGGCGCCCUACACCAUGUUUCACUCACACGGUAACAAUACAUCCGUCACUCCCAGAUGGCUGACCACCGAAGGAAUAGCAACUACAUUAGCCCGUAUAUUCGACCGCGGAUCUUUCCAACUAUCUCGACGAGGUGACCCGUAUCAUAGGAACUUCGUCACAUAUAUCAUCGUGGGAUCUGUUGUAUUCCUGUUUCUUUUAGUUAUCCCGGUAUUCGCCGUAUGUCGCCGGAAGACUCGUUGGGGGAGCGCGCAACGGAACGUUCCUUCUAAUACAUCUGCUGGAGUUAAUAACUGGCCCAAAACUACUCCUACAUGGCCCACGCCUGAGAGUUGGGAGCAAGAACUUCGCGAUUGGAGAGAUAUGCAUUGGGCAACGCAGGCGGGAACUUCUGACCAUUUUAUCGUCCCUCCAAGUUCAGCCUAUGCUAGUAAAAGGAGGCUUCCCGUCUACCAGGAUGGAGAAAACGACGACGAGGUGUUUGUUGUUGGCAGUCUGGACGACGAUGACAGACACCAUGAGGGACUUAGGAGUCCUAUGGUGAUUGAUAUCUCUACAGCAACGGCGAUGCCAAUAAAAAAUGUAAGCGGCCGUCAGAAAUCCAUCGAUUUGGGUUCGGCGAAAGGUAGGGAAUCCUGGGCGUCUUCCGCGCCAAGUUAUUGGGAUAGUAUAGUUGAUGAUGUGGUAAAAAAGGACUAA
This is a messenger RNA of Daldinia vernicosa, 699 nucleotides long. RefSeq lists its product as uncharacterized. The record is from RefSeq and is a predicted model, not a curated record. The transcript has a single exon. Lineage: Eukaryota; Fungi; Ascomycota; Sordariomycetes; Xylariales; Hypoxylaceae. The coding region runs from base 1 to 699 and encodes 232 amino acids.